GCACCCCCCUGAACUUCAGAUACCAUGCCGCGCUGUGCUCCAUUCGCAGAAUGUCCUGCAUCCUGCAUGUGGGCUUCCCCUCGAAGCUGCAUAUCCAAGCUGAGACGGCUGUGGUUACUCGCCGUUGGCGUCGGGCCCAUUGCAUUUGAGAGGUUACCCUGAUCGCCUCAAGCCUUGCUCUUCUGCGUCUCCGGGUCUUUGUAUAGCCUUUCGAUUCAUUCCCGGACUGUAUGAGAUCGGAUUCUGAACCAUUGCGCAGGCCUGGGCCUUCUCAAUGAGGGCUGAGAAAUGUCAUUGAAUGGACUUGAUGGAGCUGCAGUCGCCGAUGCACACCAGGCUGCUCAGGCGGACGCAGGAGGAUGGUUCUUACUGAAAUAUGUCAAUCGCGACACCAUCGAAUUGUUGAGCAAGGGAACAGGGGGCGUGCCGGCUGUGCGUGGAGUCAUCGAGCAAUAUGCAGAGAAAUCGCCGCUGUAUGGGUUGGUGCAGUAUCGGCGCAAGAAAGUCGUGCUCAAAUAUGUGCCAGAAGGAACAUCUCGACUGCUGCAAGUGCGGCUUACCGUGCAAUUUCAAUCGGUCCUGGAAACCUUCACUCCCCAUGACACCAUCUUCUCCUUCACAGCAGCCUCUGAGUUGACAGAAUCUGCCCUCGGCUUAUGUACCAUGCUAUUACCCUCCGCAUCGUCAUUGACCUCGUCAAGCUCUUCCCUGCGACGGCGCCGACUAAAUGAGAUUACUGAAGACGCUGAAGAUGCCGUGUCGCCAGCCGAGGCGGACAAGGACAAGGACAAGGAGAAAGAGAACGCUGGCCUGGCCCUCCGCCUCGCAACGCCAAAACUCGAGGAGGCGCCAACGGUGACAUCGACGGCGAGCUCUGCUUAUGUGAGGCAUGAACUGGAUGAACUGCCGGCAAGCGCAGUCCUUGCAAAGGCCCUGCUGGCAAAGAGGAAGGAAGAGGCUGCCGCCGCCGACGGCAACACCACGACCCUAUCUUUACCAGACAAGACUGUUCACCCUCCGCGAAAAGAGUCUCUACUCACAUCACCCAAACCACCGGUCUCACCGUUACCCUCUCCACUACCCUCGUCGGUUGUCGACAAGGAGCUCCCCGCGACUCCCGAACCAACGCCGCCUUCCACUAGCGAAGGCGAAGGUCCAAGAGCUCCGGAUUUCGAAGCCACUAGCAACAUCCUUCUCGAGACCACUACAGCAACAGCAGACGCCUCCAAUCCGGCUACCCCUCGUCCUCACGCUCGCCAUCUUUCCGCCGCCGAAUCGGACAGUAUCAGCCAGUGGAGUAGUAACGUCGCAUCGUAUACAACAGUCAAGCCAAAGAAGAAAAAACUCGGACCGAGACCUCACGUUGAGCCAAGUCAUCGUCCUAAGACGUCCGGAACAACAGACAGCGGCACAGGUAUACGGCCAGUGGCGAACCUUCCAACCUCUAUUCGUGUGAACAACAAGUCUCUAGUCAGCCUUGGGAUUCGACCCGGCUCUCAACAGUCAAGUCGAAGCGUCCCUGGCCGUUUUGUUCCCUCCAGCCAGUCUGUCAAUGGUGCGCCGCCUCUGCCGUCACCAUCAUACCUACACGCUCCAUAUAAUGCGGGAGACAGUCGCUCUGCAAUCCUCCGGCCAGCUUCCGUAACUGGAGAUGUCUCCACAACCACUCCAGAAAAGCUAAGAUUGAUGAAGGCCUUGCAAUUACGGAAAAGGAACAUGCUGCUGGCUCAAAGAGCAGCCUCGGCUACACCAUCAACCCCUUCAAAUACAUACAUUCACAAUGCGUCGGAGCCGAAUGCGAGCGUCAACGGUUCGAGUACUCGCCUAUCAUCAAUUCCAAGUCAGGAACAGCUGUCAAACGUCGACGAGGAGUCAAAGCUGACUCAGUCAUCUUAUACAACGUCGCCGACCAUCAUGACGAACAUCUCGGAAGAGCCUUCUACGAAAGCCUCUUCUAUCAGCGAACAGGAUGAUUGUUCCCGUACUCGCCGCUCAUUAUCCUCAGCCACAAGCUCGUCCCUCACGCCAAAAGCGGUCUCGCAGGAAGACAAAGCCGUCAUCAAACCUGACGGGACCUCGAUGGAUGUAGAAACAUCGGCCAGCGCCGGCCGGGCCACUCUAGACAAGGAGGCCAAACAGGAUUCCAGCUCUGAUGUAAAGGCAGCACUUGCUUACCUGGAAGCUGAACCAGUUAUCACAGGGGAUAGUCUCUUGGAGAGCAAACCUGAAUCAAAAUUGGAUGCUGAGCAACACUCCUCCAAUGCACUGCCGACACAAGAUGCAGCGUCGUCGAAGAAAUCCGGGCGCUUAGGACUUCCACAAGCCCUAAAACUCUUACCAGGUGGCAAUGCGUCUGCCUCGGAUCUCUCAGAAGAUGACUCUUUGAUGGACGAGAUACAGCACGCUACCGUCCAUGAGGCUAUGCCAGUCUCUGUGGCACGUUCGCCGGUAACUCCGAUAAUGUCCAAGGGGAGUUCUGAUCGUCUACGCGAGAUGGUCGCCAAACCACCGAACUCCAGCCAUUCUACUGGUCGACCGAAUCUUGUAACAACCCCCGAUGGAAACAGGCCCAGCAGUGGUAGCGUACGAAGCGUUUCAACAGCUCUUCCACAGUGGCCGCCAUUACCUACAGAGUCGGCCCAACUACCUCUUACCAAAAAGGCUACACUCGGAACAGGCAUCUCUAAACGCAUUAAAGCCUUGGAAGUACUGAGGACGAAAGAUGCAAGCCCUCCACGACAAUCCCAGCCAAUCCGAGAGACAAGUGCUGGAACCUCUGCCUUCUCCACGUUCAUGAAGCGCUCAUCAUUCCUCUUGAACCAACAACAGGCUCCCAAUGCCUCAACCGAAAACUCACCCCCAAGGCAAUUGCUUCCGACAGGCAACUCAUAUGAACCCCAUUCAUCUCUCGCAAUCAAAGAACCGCGACGUCCCUCGUCGGAUGCGCACAGGCUACAGAAAGGCGAGACCAUCUCUGUUACAGCAAGGAUUGUCCGUGAUUCCAGCAACAAACAUCCCCCUCUUGCCCCCAGCUCUAGCUACCAUACUCCCCUUAAUCUCUACCGAAGCCCUUUGAUUGUCGAACAUGAGAAGCCCGACCAGCCGACCUUGGACCAGUCAGCUUCGAGCCAACCCAGGGUUAAAAGCCCCACGAAGUCAGAAAGGGGCCGAUUUUCCUUUUCCUCCCAUCGAUCAGGGUCUCACACAAAUUUACCUCGGUCAGAGUCGAAUCACAGCAAAGUGUCCAAAUCAAGCCACUACAGACGCCAUGGGCCGCGAUCAGCCAGUGACGCCGCAUCGAUUUCCGAGGACAAACCAAAGUCUUCGAUGACAAGCAGGCUUAUGAAGCGGAUGUCGAAUCUGGCGAAUGCACGGAAUAGAAAUCAACCAGCGACGAAAGACGACGCCAAUCAGUCCCAAGUCAAUAUUACGCAAGAACAGCCCGAUCUAACGCGGGAGAAUUCUAUAGCAGAGUCAUUGAUGCACGUUGUCGACAUUGGAGAUGUCAACGUACAAUUUCCAGAGUCAUUUCUAUGGAAACGGCGCUUCAUGAGAAUCGACGAUCAAGGGUACUUGAUCUUUUCUCCACCGAUGACGGAUGCGAACAUGAAGAGCGUUAGUCGCAAAUACCACCUCAGUGACUUCAAGCGGCCUUGUCUACCGGAUCUUGAACGUGAAGAGAUGGCAUGGAGUAUACUCCUUGAUCUGGCGGAUGGGAGAUGUGUGCAGUGUGCAUGCGAGAGUAAACAGGCUCAGCAACAAGUACUACAGAUGCUCGUUGACGCUCACAGUGCAUAUCAUCAGUUAUAUGGAGCUGGAUGAUGAGAAAUAGAGGGAUCCAGUCCACGAUGGCGAAUGGCAAUCACGACCACCGAUCAAUUGUUUUGCAUAGUUGUUGAUGUUUGAACGGCAAGCAACAAGCGAAGGCGAGGGACGGCGUUGGGAUGCUGUUGGAGAACCAGUUUCUCGCAUGCUCUUGAAUUUCCAGUCCCGCAUUUUUACGAGAGAGCACAAUCUACGUACAUACCCGCCUAAAUUAAUGUCUGUACCAGGAGAGAUGAGGCCUCUCGAACGAGCCUUGGAUGUUGAAGGUUGACACGGCUAUUGUCACCAACUUGUAGUGGUUGUAGAAACACCAUGGCACGAGACGCUGUUCUCAAAGACAUUUACAAUACUUGGUAAUCACACAUUUG
This is a messenger RNA of Cladophialophora immunda, 4193 nucleotides long. RefSeq lists its product as uncharacterized. The record is from RefSeq and is a predicted model, not a curated record. Bases 289 to 3822 code for a protein of 1177 amino acids. The transcript is spliced from 4 exons. Lineage: Eukaryota; Fungi; Ascomycota; Eurotiomycetes; Chaetothyriales; Herpotrichiellaceae.